CUGUGCAAUGUUAAAUUUAAUGAUGUUAAAAUACAUUUUGGAUUAAAAAUAAACUGUUUUGAAACUGUUCAUCGCAGAGAUUUAAUUCCGUUUAGAUCGAAAGAAAAGGGAUUAAUUGUAACAAAGCCUGAUUUUCAUAUUUUUUAAAAAUUGUAUUUGGAAAACCUUUAAAAUUUUCAAAUUUGAUCAGACAGUAAUGGGCAACAUAUUGCGUGCCUCAUUGUACUAGUUAUAGUGCAAUGAGACACCAUAGUUUGGUUUAUAGUUCCAUAAAAAAAAAAGGGGGGGAAACAUUUUAUCGGCGAGAAAAUAACUUUUUAUCGUUUACUAAAGAUAAAUUAUUAUUGAAACGGUGGAUUCAUUAUAUUCAACAAGGUCCAGCAAAGGAAUUUCAUGUAGGCCUAUUUAGUCCAGCGGCGCCCGCAGUCUGUACGAAAACCCCUUUCGUACAGACAAGCUUAAAAAAAAGCGGGAUGUCACAAGCUUAAAAAAAAAGACGUCAUACAUAAUGCAAGAAGCUUCAAACUAUGAUUAAAUAUUAUAAAUUAAAUUACAUAUUAUAUUUUCAUCUAUUUUUGAAAUUUAGAGACCCAAUGCUAAGAAAUUCCUUAAGUCCAUUCGUAUUUCUACGUUAGAAUAAUUUAAUAUUACUAAUACAGUCGUCCAAAUAAACGAUACGGUUAAAAUGCCAGUCUACUACUGCUGUGGGGCACCCAGAAUCAAAUCCAACAAGCAAUCCCAGGAAGUUUUCAUGAGCAAUCAGUUUCUGGUUACGGGUGUCCGGGAUCAAAAAGGAUGGACCACCGGAAACGUCUCCAUUGUGCGCUUUGUCUAACCCAUGAUGAUAUAGAAUAAAGGCCCUUUUAGCAAGGUAAAAAUCAUCAAUACUCAAACCACUAAAUUAACACCUAAAUAGGGAGCCAGUUUUCCCAUAGAAAGAUCUCCCAAGAGGCUCUUUAAAUUUAAGAAAUGUUUGUGUUCAUAUUCACUAUUGUGAUAAGUCCUAUCAUAAAUAACUGGUUUAAUUUAAUAGAAACAUUUAAAUAAUCUUUCAUUAUAUACAGUGUAGAAUAUAAAAAAUACAAAUUAAAUAAAUAAUAUUGAAACGUAUGAUAAAGUUCAAUGAUAAACGCCAUAACGAUACACAUUGCUGCAGUUGAAUGCUCUGAAAAGACAUGAUAAACUGGACUGAAAAUUCUCUCCAUUCAAAUUCAUCAAAUAAUUUUAGAAAUUCUACAAAUGAACGUCUUAAAAUAGCACAAGACGUUCUAGUAAUUACUUUCAUGGCAUUGCUUAUGAUUGCAAUGGGUGCGAAUAUCUGCUGGAAACAGGUAAAUAAAUUAAAUUAUUGCUUAAUUGUACGCAGUAAAUAGUUUUAACGAGUAAAUUUAUAGAUUUGGAUGCACGUUCGAAAGCCAUUUGGACCAAUAAUAGGUCUACUAUGUCAAUUUGUGAUGGUACCAUUGGUCGGUUUCAUAUAUAAUAAGAUAUUCAAAUUUGAACCUGAAAAAUCAGCGGCAAUACUUAUUAUGUCGUGUUGCCCUGGAGGUGCUAUGUCUAAUGGUUUUGUUUAUUAUGUAAACGGUGACGUUUCUUUAAGUGUUGCUAUUGUUGCAAUAUCUACCAUUUUACUAUUUGUCAUGAUGCCCCUUAAUCUUUGGAUAUACGCAAUCAGAACAGAAUCUAAUGCGUUAAUUAUACCAUACAAGAGUAUAGUUAUAUCAUUGAUAAUCAUUACCUUGCCUGUACUGAUAGGUAUGGUAAUUAGAUGGAAAGCUCCAGCGAUAUUUGUCUAUGUCACUAAGGGAGGAACUGCUCUAGGUUUUGUAUUACUCGUCAUCGCUUGGGUAUUAUGUUUCACUUUGUAUUCGGAUUCUCUACGUUACAUAUCCUGGAAACUUAUUUUAACUUUUAUAUUUAUGCCUGCAACUGUAACAAUAUUAGGAUAUUUUAUAGCAUUUAUUUGUAGGAGAGAAAGUGCCAUUUGUAAAACCUUAGCAAUGAUAAGCGGAAUACAAAAUGCGGCAGUAGCACUAAGUAUCAUUGUUUUAUCUUUUGAUGCCAAAAUACAUGCAAUGGUCAUUUUAAUUCCGUGGUUAUACGCAAUAUCUCAAUGUGUUAUGUUGGGUUUCAUCUGUUUCUCUUAUUAUAUUUUUACUAAAUAUUGUAAACUGAAACAGUCUACAGAAGAAAUUGGCAUGAGUGAAAGAAAAGGAGGAAAUACCACUUUAUGAAAUCAAUGCUAAACUAUAUGUAAAAUUUUCCUUCCCUCUCAAAUUCUGCGAAUUUUACGAAAGGCUAACGCAACUGUUUCGUUCAGCUGUUUGUUAAUAAAAUCAAUGUACAUCUCUUAAUAAAACCUUACAGUGCAUUGUCACGAGACAAUUUAUGGACGUUCGUGAGCCCAUAAACUUAUAUGAUCCGUUCUUCCACACUGUAGGAGCUUGUUUUGUCCACCUGAAGUAAACGAUUGAAUAUAAAUGUACAACUUAAAAUAAAUGACAAAACUUUCGGAUCACCCUGUAAACAAAGAAAUUUUUCAAAUUUAAUAUACCUUUAUAGAUUAAAUUAUGUAAAAAAGAAGAAAUGAAAUAAUUUUU
Centruroides sculpturatus (bark scorpion) is the source of this 2600-nucleotide messenger RNA. RefSeq names its product ileal sodium/bile acid cotransporter-like. The record is from RefSeq and is a predicted model, not a curated record. Gene Ontology annotation, cellular component: membrane. Gene Ontology annotation, molecular function: bile acid:sodium symporter activity. Bases 1401 to 2234 code for a protein of 277 amino acids. NCBI's taxonomy places the organism in Eukaryota, Metazoa, Arthropoda, Arachnida, Scorpiones, Buthidae. The transcript has 5 exons. Gene Ontology annotation, biological process: bile acid and bile salt transport.